AUGAAGCUCGACCCAGCCGUAAUUUCCCUCCUCAACCUCGACCCGGAGACAACUUCCGUCUCCAGCGCCGGCGGAGGCGGCAUGUCCAGCGCCUCCACCAGCAAAAUCUCCACCACCCUCCCCGAUGGCUCCAAGAUGAACUACUUCAUGAAGACAGGCAAAGGCGCCGCCGCGGAAAUCAUGUUCAAAGGCGAACACGCUUCCCUAAACGCCAUCCACGACGUAGUCCCAACCCUGUGUCCCAAAUCCUUCGGCCACGGAAAAUUCGAGGAUUCGAAUAAUACUUCUUUCCUCGUGACCGAUUACCUAGAUCUUUCAGGUCGUUCUUCUUCUGCCUCAAGUAAAGGGAUGGCCUUGGCUCAGAAAUUAGCAAAACUCCACACCACUCCAGCCCCAAUCCCCCAGGGCUACGAGAAAGCACAAUUCGGUUUCCCAGCGACGACGUGCUGCGGCGACACCCCACAGGACAAUACUUUCACCUCUUCAUGGGCAGAUUUCUUCGCCAAUCACCGCCUUCGCUCCAUCAUGAAACAGAGUCAGAAAUCCAACGGCGCGGACAUAGAACUCUCCUCCCUCGUGGAAAAGACCUGCACCGAAGUAAUCCCAAACCUCAUCGGCGACCAUCACCUCAACAACGGCAAGGGAGUCACACCCGUAGUCGUUCACGGCGAUCUGUGGAGUGGGAAUGCGAGUACGGGAAAACUGCCCGGAAUGCAGGAGCCUGAAGAAUUGGUAUACGAUUCUUCCGCGUGUUAUGCGCACUCGGAAUUCGAGCUGGGCAUUAUGAAGAUGUUUGGGGGGUUUGGCGGUGGAUUUUUGAAAGAGUACCAUGAUUUGGUACCCAAGACCGAGCCGAAGGAAGAGUACGAGGACCGGGUGAGAUUGUAUGAGUUGUAUCACCACUUGAAUCAUCAUGCGCUGUUUGGAGGAGGUUAUCGGGGCGGUGCGGUUUCGAUUAUGAGCAGUUUGAUCGGCAAGUAUGGCGGGAAGAGCGAGUUGUAA
This is a messenger RNA of Lecanosticta acicola, 1002 nucleotides long. NCBI's taxonomy places the organism in Eukaryota, Fungi, Ascomycota, Dothideomycetes, Mycosphaerellales, Mycosphaerellaceae. The record is from the annotation of a GenBank genome assembly.